AUGGGACCGUCAACGCAUAAGUUUGCGAUUCCAGGAGGGGAUUGCUGUUCUAGUUAUGUGACUGAUUAUGUGAAUUGCAAAGGUGAUUGGGAGUGGGGUCGGAUUGUGCCUUACAUCGAUCACCAAACGAUGAUCAAUAUAGCGUCCGCUUCUCCUCCUUCUGCGGGUUCCAACCCGGAUAUCUGCUUAUGGCGUGACAAGGCGAAUGGCAUUUGCUCGGCGGCUUUAGCUUAUGACAGAAUCACGGGCGGAUCUUGGAAACCGAAGGACAAGAAGUGGAAGAAUGUUUGGAAAAUUCGGGGGGUGGUUCAGAGAAGUACAUGCAGGGCUAAAUGGUACAACAACGUCGCUAAUGACCCGGAUAUUUCCUAUCGGCCUUCCUAUCAGACUGUUACUUGGUCGAGACCUCCCCAUGGAGUGCUGAAGAUUAAUACCGACGGAGCACCGAUUAAAUCGAGUGCCAUGGCUUCCGCAGGGGAAGUUGUACGCGAUGACAAAGGAGAUUGGAUUUCGGGUUUCUCACGAAGCCUUGGGGUCGCUACUGUUCUUCAUUCCGAGCUCUGGGCCAUUCUUGAUGGGUUGAAUCUUGCUUGGGAUCGAGGUUUCAGGAAAAUAAUUCUAGAGAGUGAUAGUAAAGAAGCAAUUGAUAUUAUCAACAAUGGUAGUGAUUUCCUCUCCACUUUGGCACUGGUAAUAAUUGAUGAGAGUUCAUUUUGCUCCUAUUUUAGUAUUCAGGUAUAAAUUUAUUCAAUUUUUUCAAAGUAGAAAAAUAAAAAUACAAUUUAAGGUAUAAUGCAGUGGUACAGAA
Molecule: messenger RNA, 808 nt
Organism: Gossypium raimondii (Peruvian cotton)
Lineage: Eukaryota; Viridiplantae; Streptophyta; Magnoliopsida; Malvales; Malvaceae
Exons: 2
Coding region: 1-741 (246 amino acids)
Molecular function (GO): nucleic acid binding; RNA-DNA hybrid ribonuclease activity
Source: RefSeq, a predicted model, not a curated record